Molecule: messenger RNA, 840 nt
Organism: Hansenula ciferrii
Lineage: Eukaryota; Fungi; Ascomycota; Saccharomycetes; Phaffomycetales; Wickerhamomycetaceae
Gene: PMU1
Product: putative phosphomutase
Exons: 1
Coding region: 1-840 (279 amino acids)
Cellular component (GO): cytoplasm
Molecular function (GO): phosphatase activity
Source: RefSeq, a predicted model, not a curated record
AUGGUUUAUAUUCCAACAUUGAUCAAAUACGCCACUGCAUUCACUGCAACUUCAUUCACUUCAAAAAAUUAUUUUAAACAAUAUGAAGAUUCUUCAAUAAUUACCACUGAACAAGAUAAUUUUGGUCUUAGAACUGAUAAAUUCCCUAAUGGAUUCAAUGAUUUGAUAAAGAAAUUGGAUAGUAAAAAUGCUGAAGAUCCUUCUAAAAAGAGGAAAUUAAUCUUUUUAGCAAGACAUGGUGAAGGAUGGCAUAAUGUUUUAGGAAAUGAAUUAAAAGAUUGGAAUGAUAUUUCUAAACAUGAUACAUAUGAAAAUUAUACAUUAUUUGAUGCUGAUUUAACUCCAAAAGGUGAAUCUGAAAUAAAAGACUUACAUCAAUAUUGGGUUAAACAAUUAAAUGAUGGUUCUGUACCUUAUCCUGAAACUUUUUAUGUUUCUCCAUUAACUAGAACCAUUCAUACUUUCAAUUUAACAUUUCAAAAUGAAUCCAUUAAUGCUUUGAUUGAUGAAGAUUUAAGAGAACGUUAUGGUGAACAAACUCCAGAGAAGAGACAUAACAAGACAUAUAUACAUGAGGUUUUAUUACCACAAGGUUCAUUUAUUGAACCAUUCACAGAACAAGAUGAGCUUUGGAAACCUGAUGAAGAGGAAUCAAACAAACACGUUAGAGAAAGAGUCACCAAAUGGUUAACACAGUUAUUUGAAGAUGAUGAAUUGGUUAUAAGUGUAACUAGUCAUGGUGGUACGAUUUCACAAAUUUUAAAAGUGAUUGGCCAUCCAAAAUACUCGUUGAAGCCUGGACAGUUGAUUCCCGUUGUUGUGAAGGCGAAAAGCAAAUAG